UAUUUUUACGCGCAUUCACAGGAGUUGUGCCUGCUUAUAUCUGUUGAAACAUAUAAAAUAAACGUGGUUAAAGCAUGGCUUAUUAGUGUUAUGAAGAGCAUUUAUUCAUAAAUCAAAUAUUUUAGCAUAUGAUCUGAACUUUCGUUCCCCAUGCAAACGAACCUGUUCACAAUGCUAGUUGCCGAAUAGCUCAACAAUAUAUUGUAAGAAAAACAAUUAAAUAAAACAGAAAAACAACAUGGCCAAACAACAAUUGCCGCUGCCAGAAAUGAACGAUGAUAAGCAUCGGCACAAACAAUUCAAUGGGCAUUUGGACAGCAAUCGAUUGCGACCGCCUAAAUUCAUACCGAAUCGCAGCCGCUCGCCGGGAUCAUGCAGUGUGAACAACUCCCAAAUAGCGCACGCGAUUUCGUUUCGCAGCGGUGCCGAGUGUCCAGAUGCCGGCAUAUUGCCAGCGUCGUUAAAUGCCGGCGACUCCACCACGUCAAUGUCCUGCAAUGAGAGCCAUUUUGAGCAGUCUUUCGAGCGUUUGGCCAAAUUGGGUGAGGGCUCUUUUGGUGAGGUGUUCCAAGUCCGAGAUCGUUCCGACAGCCGGCUGUAUGCGGUGAAAAUCUCGAAGCAAUUGUUUCGCGGCGAACAGUAUCGGGCAGAGAGAUUGGAGGAGGUGCGUCGCUACGAAGAGUUCUCCGGCCAUGAGAAUUGCAUACGUUUCAUACGCGCCUGGGAGCAGUACGAUCGUCUGUUCAUGCAAAUGGAACUGUGCCGCGAGAGCCUAGAGCAGUAUUUGUACCGUUGUCGAUACAUUCCCGAGGAGCGCAUCUGGCACAUAUUGUUGGAUUUGCUGCGCGGCUUAAAGUCCCUACACGAUCGCAAUCUCAUACAUUUGGACAUUAAGUUGGACAAUGUGCUCAUCGAUGACGACGACACAUGCAAGCUAGCGGACUUUGGGCUGGUCAUCGAUGUGGACAAGGCGAAUAAUCACCAUGCCACCGAGGGCGACUCGCGUUACAUGGCACCCGAAAUACUCCAGGGUCAAUUUUCCAAGGCCGCCGACAUCUUCAGCCUGGGCAUCGCCAUGCUUGAGCUGGCCUGCUACAUGGACUUGCCAUCGAAUGGUCCACUCUGGCACGAGCUGCGCCAUGGCAAGCUGCCUGAAGAGUUUAUAAACACAAUUUCUGUUGAGCUACAACAGGUAAUCAAGUGCAUGAUGUCACCAGAUCCGCGACAACGUCCCACAGCAGAGCAGCUGCUAGCGCAUCCUGUGCUCACGAGAAUGCAAAAGGCAGAUAAAUCCAUGAUAUUAUUAAAGCUGCUGUCGAAGUGCUUUCGUCGCUCGCGCCGCGCUGCUUGGACAAAAAUGUGCAAUCUAAGAACGGCAGCGUACCGUUGCCUCUUCUACAUAUUGGAGAUCUUGCAUUUGUAUAAACCCUUGACGGCAUCAAAGUCGGCAGGGUAUAACGGUGCUGCCAAUGGAGCGCCAUCAUCGCCAUCCGCAAGCGUUGCUGGUAUACCGCGUGUGGAAUUCCAAUUGGCUGGCUCAACGCCCAUUGGGAAUCGCGAUUGUUAUGUCUCCGAUUUUCUAUCGGCGAUGGAUACCUUGGAUCUGUCGCAGCAGUGCACACCAACAGCCUGUGGACGAAAAAAUUUGGUAAACUCGACGCCGCGACAAAGAAGUUCUUUCCGGGCAUUGGACUUGGAUGCCACGUUCUCAACGGAAAAUGUUUCCGCACCCAAAGUAUUGGAUACGUCAUCGUUUCGGCGUAAAAAAUUAUUUAUGUUGGACAGCGAUGAAGAGUAAGGAAAAUAUGAAAA
Molecule: messenger RNA, 1812 nt
Organism: Drosophila grimshawi
Lineage: Eukaryota; Metazoa; Arthropoda; Insecta; Diptera; Drosophilidae
Product: membrane-associated tyrosine- and threonine-specific cdc2-inhibitory kinase
Exons: 5
Coding region: 239-1798 (519 amino acids)
Biological process (GO): protein phosphorylation
Molecular function (GO): ATP binding; protein kinase activity
Source: RefSeq, a predicted model, not a curated record